AUGAAAGAGAUGUCUGGACUCGUGUGGAGACAACUGAUCACUGAUUGUCACCGAUUAAGACAAGUGGCCAUCAAUUGUAUGCACUGUCGAUACGCGCAUUGGUCAACAAUUCGACAAAAAAAAAUUCCGAAAGACAUUGCUUUACAACACUUCGACAACUUUUAUGGCAAAGUCUACGGCAAUAAUUGGAAGUCCAUUCGGUUGGGUCUUCUGUCGCCAAAUAAGUACUGUUCGGUUGUCAACAUAUUUGCCGAUUACGAAGAUAUUGAGAUCAAAAUGAGACAAUUGGGUGCCGUUGAUCUCAGACGAUAUUACGAGAGACAUCACAAGAAAUACACGCGAAUGGAGCGGAGGAUGAAAUUAUUGGCCGAAAAGAAGGCCAAAAAGAUCGCAAUGAUGGCUGAAGAGGCUGGUGUUGACGUGUCUGAGAUUAAUGCCGACGAUGUAGUGGUCAGUGAUAUUAGCGACAGAGAAUUGGGAAGUGGAGGGUCUUCCGUAUCGGACGCCGAAGAUCUACUGGAGAUGUUAUCACAAAAAGAAGACUCAGACGAUCCGUUCAUCAAUGCGGCCAAAAUGGACAUUGAUUUGAAUGAUUUUGUUCCGAUCGAAGAUCUUAAAUAUGGCGAAGAGAUUGUAACAGAAGCACCUUAUUAUGAGUUUUACCAAAAAGAUAUCGACAUCCCUAUAGAGCACAUCCAGGAAACAAAACUAGAGAUACCAGAAAUUCUUAAGAUAUAUUCAUUUCCGCGCGGAGUUAUGUCCAAUUUUCCUGCACCUCAGCGCCAAAAAUUAUUGGGAGUCUUUGACUACUUUUUGAUGGACGGCGCAUCUAUAUUACCUGUGCUGGCCCUCAACAUACAGCCAAACGAUAGAGUGGCUGACUAUUGUGCGGCACCCGGAGGUAAAUCAUUAAUCAUGGCAUUGACUUUAAGACCAAAGUAUCAAUUAUGUAACGACUUAUCACUGUCAAGAUGUAGUCGACUGAAGAAUGUUUUUGAUACAUAUAUUCCUGAAAUUCAUGCCCUGAGGAAAACUCUUGAGUUCAGCAACAAAGACGCUAAAACAAUCAUUAAGACCGACGCCUAUGACAAGGUCUUAGUGGACGUCAUUUGUACCAAUGAUCGGCUUUCUGUGGCUGAAAACGACAACAGUUGGUUCAAAAACACACGACUUCAGGAACGACUUCGACUACCCGAAGAACAGCUCCAAAUGCUUUACGCCGGACUCAGAUCCGUUAGACCAGACGGUGCAGUCGUGUACUCGACAUGCAGUCUGUCUCCCAUACAAAACGAUGGUGUCGUCCAUAUGGCACUCAAACGAAUUUGGGAGGAAACCAAUCAUGUGUUUGUCGUUUGCGACCUCAAAGAAGCUUUUCGGCCUUUUCGUGGUCUCUACAAAAUGAACAAUACAUUCAAAUACGGCACACAAGUGGUGCCAUUCAUGCCAUCAAAUUAUGGUCCGAUAUAUAUCUCAAAAUUGAAACGAAUUCAGUGAUAGUUUAGAUUUUUAAUGUUAUUUUUUAAA
Messenger RNA from Oppia nitens, 1524 nucleotides. Its product is annotated as 5-methylcytosine rRNA methyltransferase NSUN4-like. Gene Ontology annotation, molecular function: methyltransferase activity. Lineage: Eukaryota; Metazoa; Arthropoda; Arachnida; Sarcoptiformes; Oppiidae. The record is from RefSeq and is a predicted model, not a curated record. The coding region runs from base 1 to 1494 and encodes 497 amino acids. The transcript is spliced from 2 exons. Gene Ontology annotation, biological process: RNA methylation.